AUGGCACCGCAAAUAGCCUCCAUCCAAUCGUUCUUCCAGCCAGAAACUCCCUCUGCUCAGAAAACGCAAAAGCCAGCACCGCAGCAUCAUCGACCCUCUGAUACCGGCGAUGGCUUCUCCUCCUCCGAGAUCGAGGCCGCUCUUCACCCUGCAUUGCACAAAUGGCAGCCACGCACAACGUACAACGAGACUGACAUUGGCGAUCUGGUCCCUGGCCCAGGUUGCGUAGCGCUGAUGGGCAGGAUCGUCAAUUUCCACCACAUCGCGACACCAAGCAAGAUGCCCAAGGCUGCCCAGGGAUGCUUGAAGCUUACUGUCAAAGACGAUACUGGAGCCUGCUCGGUGAAGCUCUGGUACGCAAAAGUUGACUACAAUCUCCGUCUCGGCCUGCUCGUCUCAAUCUGGACAACUCACGUCUCCAACGCGGAGUCCAGCUCCUUGACUGUGCAAGACGCAUCUCUCGUCACCUCCAUCUUUCCCGAACGAGACAACAGCUGCUACUUCCUGGCGCAAGAACAGAGCGACGAGGGCGUGAUGUGCAAGACUCCGUUGGGCUAUCGCGAUGGCAAACAGCUGGAUGGGUUGAUGACGUUGAAGAGCUUUAUUGAGGGAGGUCAUGAGCUUGCGGACGGGAAGAUUCUGGUAUGUGUGAAGAGUAUUGGGGGGAGAAAGAAGUUCGUCACCAAGAAAGGGCAAGAAGCUGAGAAAGUGGACGUCAACGUAUUUGACGACACGGCAGAUGCCAAACUCACCCUCUGGGGGCCCCACUGUUCCUCUCCGGCCUACUGGAAGACAUCGUACACAGUCCUUCUCAUCACGCGCCCUGGCUUAUACGGUGACGGGAGACCACUGCUCUCGCUGACCAAUAAUACCCAUGUGGAUGUUGACCCGUGCAUGACGGAUGCGUACUGGCUGAGGGGCCAUGCGCAGAGAUUGACGAAGAGGGAGCAUGUGAACCAGCCGUUUCCGGAGGGUGUGUUUGAUGUUGAGGAGGCUGCGGAGUCGGAGCUGAGGAUUGUGUUUACGUUGGCCGAUAUCGAUGAGUUUGUUCGAGCAGCACCGGCGGAGCGCUACGUCGGAUAUCUCAGCCUGACGAUUGUUGAAUUGAACAUCUACUCGCUUUAUCAACGCAACAUGCUACUGUGUACUGAGUGCUGCGGUGUCCCCAUAUUCGCCAACGCCGUCACCACAAAGUGCAAGCAAUGCGAGAAAGACUUGGUCCUACGCAUCAAUCCGCGCUUGGUUGGACUCCUAAUCGAUGAAACCGGCGCCAUCACCUGCGGCAAGCUCGUAUGGUCUGAUGACGCAUGGGAACAGCUCCUGGGCCGCACUGCAGAAGACCUGGCUGGUUCGAAUCUGACGCUGCUGAAGUAUCUGGAGAACCGUUUGCUAUUCUUGAAGCUUGCUGUUAUGUUCGGGUGGAGUGAGGAUGUGGGAAAGCUGUGCAUUUUGAGGGUUACAAUUGUCUGA
Molecule: messenger RNA, 1470 nt
Organism: Letharia columbiana
Lineage: Eukaryota; Fungi; Ascomycota; Lecanoromycetes; Lecanorales; Parmeliaceae
Exons: 8
Coding region: 1-1470 (489 amino acids)
Biological process (GO): resolution of meiotic recombination intermediates
Molecular function (GO): single-stranded DNA binding; single-stranded DNA 3'-5' DNA exonuclease activity
Source: RefSeq, a predicted model, not a curated record